This is a messenger RNA of Thlaspi arvense, 1463 nucleotides long. NCBI's taxonomy places the organism in Eukaryota, Viridiplantae, Streptophyta, Magnoliopsida, Brassicales, Brassicaceae. The record is from the annotation of a GenBank genome assembly.
GUAUAUAAAACAAAAAUAAAAUCUAGAAAAUAUUGUUUUUUUUAGAAAUGAAGAGAGUAUAUAGUAAGAUAUCUAAUAUAAUUUAGUAUUUUAUCACCAAAGGGUCUUAUGUUCCUUCUAUUCUAAUCAUCCCCUUGGAUUUUUCUCCUUUUUUGUUCUUUCUCUAAAUAUUUUCCCUAAAAGAUCCAUUUUUUCUUUGUUUCAGUCGCUCUUCUGCUCAAUUGAUAAGUUGGGUUUUCUCCACUUAUGGAAUACCAUUGAUCGAGUUAAGUCUCAGAAAUCGGCGAGUUCGUAACUUUGUUUCUGAUCUUUUGGAGAUUCACCUCUUUGCUCCGAUAAUGGCUGUCGCUGAAAAUGCUGGUGUGAAAGUGGACUCUUCAGGUCAGAAUUUAGACAACAACAACAACACCAACACUGAUUCUUCAGCAGCCGAGACGAAGCCGCCAUGUCCUGAUGAUCAGAGCCCUAAAUCUGAUUCCUCUCUUGACUCAUCGAAUCCUCCAACCGACGAUCGGACCAAUGAGACUGCCGAAAAGGGUCAGGCCGCUAAUGGGUUUAACGGAAAUGGUUUCGGAUUGAAUUCCGAGGAUGGCGAGAGAGGAGAAACCAACGGAGAGAGUCUGAAGAGUGAGAUCAAAACCUUGGCUGAUGCGUUUUCUAAGCUCAAUCCGUUGGCUCAGGAGUUUGUUCCUUCACAGGCUCGAGGUCAAUCUGGGGUUUUGGGAAAUGGAUUAGGGUUUACUAACAAUUUCGCAGAUGGGAAUGAUCAUUUUGCCAGAAAGAGAAGGAGCUUUAGCCAAGGGAGGAGAAGAGUGAACAAAAGAACCAGCUUGGCUCAGAAGGAAGAUGUAAUCAGGAGAACUGUAUAUGUCUCCGACAUCGAUCAACAGGUUACCGAGGAGAACCUUGCAGGUCUCUUUGUUAACUGUGGACAUGUUGUUGAUUGUCGUGUAUGCGGUGACCCAAAGUCGCUCCUCCGUUUCGCUUUCAUUGAGUUCACCAAUGAAGAGGGAGCUAGGGCUGCAUUGAGAAUGUCAGGAACGGUGCUCGGUUUUUACCCUCUUAAGGUGCUUCCUUCCAAAACUGCCAUUGCACCUGUUAACCCGACUUUCCUCCCGAGGUCUGAGGAUGAGCGCGAGAUGUGCGUGAGGACUGUUUACUGUACCAACAUUGACAAGCGGAUUACUCAAACUGACUUGAAAGGCUUCUUUGAAAUGCUUUGUGGAGAGGUUCAUCGUCUGAGGCUUGGAGACUAUCACCACCAAACCCGCAUUGCUUUUGUUGAGUUUGCAAUGGCGGAAAGUGCAAUUGCUGCUCUUCACUGCAGUGGUGUUGUCUUCGGCGCACUCCCAAUAAGGGUAAGCCCAUCAAAGACACCAGUAAGGCCGCACCCGCAGGUUGCUCGCGCUGAGGUCGCAGAGCCUGCCCGGGUAUCUUUGAACAACUUGAGAACUUUGGUCUAA